Ailuropoda melanoleuca (giant panda) is the source of this 6169-nucleotide messenger RNA. It is a transcript of the gene GEMIN5, whose product is annotated as gem nuclear organelle associated protein 5. NCBI's taxonomy places the organism in Eukaryota, Metazoa, Chordata, Mammalia, Carnivora, Ursidae. Gene Ontology annotation, biological process: spliceosomal snRNP assembly. Gene Ontology annotation, cellular component: SMN complex; nucleus. The record is from RefSeq and is a predicted model, not a curated record. Gene Ontology annotation, molecular function: mRNA 3'-UTR binding; protein binding. The transcript is spliced from 28 exons. The coding region runs from base 100 to 4629 and encodes 1509 amino acids.
GGGCUCCGAGCCAAGCCCGCCCCCUUCCCCGGCUACGGCGUGGGGCUGCGAACGGUCUGGCCUAGUGGCUCCUUGGUUCAUCCCUGCUGGCCGGUGAUCAUGGGACAGGAGCCGCGCACGCUGCCGCCCUCUCCUAACUGGUACUGUGCCCGAUGCAGCGAUGCCGUGCCCGGGGGCCUCUUCGGCUUCGCAGCGCGGACCUCCGUCUUCCUUGUCCGCGUGGGCCCGAGCGCCGGCGCGAUCCCUGGGACGCCCCCAUUUCGAGUCAUAGGGGAGUUGGUGGGACACACCGAAAGGGUCUCUGGCUUCACGUUUUCUCAUCACCCGGGUCAAUACAACCUCUGUGCCACCAGCUCUGAUGAUGGAACUGUGAAAAUCUGGGAUGUAGAGACAAAAACAGUUGUGACAGAACAUGCUCUCCAUCAGCAUACAAUAUCAGCAUUGCAUUGGUCUCCUCAAGUAAAGGAUUUAAUAGUAUCUGGAGAUGAAAAAGGAGUAGUUUUCUGUUACUGGCUUAACAGAAAUGACAGCCAGCACCUCUUUAUAGAACCCAGGACAAUUUUCUGUCUUACUUGCUCACCUCAUCAUGAAGAUUUAGUAGCCAUUGGCUACAAGGAUGGCAUAGUGGUUAUAAUUGACAUCAGUAAGAAAGGAGAAGUUAUUCACAGGCUUCGAGGUCACGAUGAUGAGAUCCACUCCAUAGCCUGGUGUCCCCUGCCUGGUGAAGACUGUUUAUCCAUAAAUCAAGAGGAAAAUUCAGAAGAACCUGAAAUUCCCAAUGGUAAAGUUAUAGCACAAACUCCAGUAACAAAAGGCUGCUACUUAGCCACUGGAAGCAAAGAUCAGACCAUUCGAAUCUGGAGCUGCUCCCGAGGCCGAGGGGUGAUGAUUUUGAAAUUACCCUUUCUGAAGAGAAGAGGAGGGGGUAUAGACCCAACUAUUAAAGAACGCCUUUGGUUGACACUCCAUUGGCCCAAGGAUCAACCAACACAGCUGGUAUCCAGCUGUUUUGGAGGCGAGCUGUUGCUGUGGGAUCUCACUCAGUCUUGGAGACGGAAAUAUACCCUCUUUAGUGCUUCAUCAGAAGGGCAGAAUCAUUCAAGAAUUGUAUUUAAUUUAUGCCCUUUACAAACUGAGGAUGACAAACAGCUGCUGCUUUCCACAUCAAUGGAUAGAGAUGUAAAAUGUUGGGACAUGGCCACCCUCGAGUGCUGCUGGACCCUACCUUCCCUCGGUGGGUUUGCCUAUAGCCUGGCUUUCUCUCCUGUGGACAUGGGCUGUUUGGCCAUAGGCGUUGGGGAUGGUAUGAUCCGUGUAUGGAAUACACUCUCCAUCAAGAACAACUAUGAUGUGAAAAAUUUUUGGCAGGGUGUCAAGUCCAAGGUUACAGCGCUGUGCUGGCAUCCAACCAAGGAAGGCUGCUUAGCUUUUGGGACUGAUGAUGGGAAAGUGGGAUUGUAUGACACCUACUCCAACAAACCUCCACAGAUUUCUAGCACAUAUCACAAGAAGACUGUGUACACUUUAGCCUGGGGGCCACCACUGCCCCCCAUUUCACUCGGAGGAGAAGGAGACAGACCUUCCCUCACUUUAUACAGCUGCGGAGGGGAAGGGGUUGUCUUACAGCAUAACCCCUGGAAGCUUGGUGGAGAGGCCUAUGAUAUCAACAAACUCAUCAGGGACACCAAUUCAAUCAAAUACAAAUUGCCGGUACACACAGAGAUCAGCUGGAAAGCAGAUGGCAAAAUCAUGGCUCUUGGCAACGAAGAUGGAUCAAUAGAAAUAUUUCAGGUUCCUAGCCUGAAACUGAUAUGCACCAUCCAGCAGCAUCACAAGCUUGUGAAUACCAUUAGCUGGCACCAUGAGCAUGGCAGUCAGCCGGAGCUGAGCUAUCUGAUGGCCUCUGGGUCCAGCAAUGCGGUCAUUUACGUGCACAACCUAAAGACUGUCAUAGAGAGCAAUCCUGAAUCUCCAGUGACCAUUACAGAGCCCUACCGGACCCUGUCAGGGCACACAGCCAAGAUUACCAGUGUGGCAUGGAGCCCACAUCACGACGGAAGGCUGGUAUCUGCUUCCUACGAUGGUACAGCUCAGGUGUGGGAUACUCUCCGAGAAGAGCCUCUUUGCAAUUUCCGAGGACACAGAGGUCGACUGCUUUGUGUGGCGUGGUCCCCACUGGAUCCAGACUGCAUCUACUCAGGGGCAGAUGACUUCUGUGUGUACAAAUGGCUCACUUCCAUGCAAGAACAUUCCCGGCCUCCUCAAGGUAAGAAGAGUAUUGAAUUAGAGAAAAAAAGGCUCUCUCAACCUAAGCCAAAGCCCAAAAAGAAGAAAAAGCCCACCUCAAGAGCUCCCGUAAAGCAGGAAGUGUACGAUGGGAAUGAAGAUGAGAGCAUCAGGGAGAGCUCAGGACCUGUUGAGAAUGGCGUGUCGGACCAGGAGGGUGAAGAGGAAGCCCGGGAGCCAGAAUUCCCCAGUGGCGUUGCCUCAGUGGCUUCUAGAGAACCAGUUACCUGCGCUCCCGUUUUAUUAGGCUCUGAAAAGUCAAAGGUCACUGUUAAUAACAAAGUCACUUUACUGAAGAAGGAGCCACCUAAAGAGAAGCCAGAAUCCUUAACCAAGAAGCGAAAAGCUCGUUCCAUGCUUCCACUGACUACCAGCCUGGACCACAGGUCCAAGGAGGAGCUUCAUCAGGACUGUUUGGUAUUAGCAACUGCAAAACACUCCAAAGCAGAGCUAAAUGAGGAGGUGUCUACUGAUCUUGAGGAAAGAUUUCACCUGGGGCUUUUCACAGACCGGGCUGCCCUGUACAGAAUGAUUGAGGUUGAAGGAAAAGGUCACUUGGAAAAUGGCCACCCCGAAUUAUUUCACCAGCUCAUGCUUUGGAAAGGAGAUCUAAAAGGUGUUCUUCAGACAGCAGCAGAAAGAGGGGAGCUGACAGACAGUCUUGUGGCGAUGGCACCAGUUGCCGGCUACCAUGUGUGGCUGUGGGCCGUGGAAGCUUUUGCCAAACAGCUGUGUUUUCAAGAUCAGUAUGUCAAGGCUGCCUCUCACCUACUUUCUAUCCACAAAGUAUAUGAAGCUGUAGAGCUGCUCAAGUCAAACCAUUUCUACAGGGAAGCUAUUGCAGUUGCCAAGGCCCGAUUGCGCCCAGAGGACCCAAUCCUGAAAGACCUAUAUCUCACCUGGGGAGCCAUCCUGGAAAAAGACGGCCAUUAUGCUGUAGCCGCCAAAUGCUAUUUAGGGGCUGCUUCUGCUUACGAUGCAGCCAAAGUUUUGGCCAAGAAGGGAGACGCAGCAUCACUUAAGACAGCUGCAGAGUUGGCUUCAAUUGUGGGAGAGAAUGAGUUGUCCUCUUCCCUGGCUCUCCGAUGUGCCCAGGAGCUGCUUUUGGCCAGGAACUGGGUGGGUGCUCAGGAAGCCCUGAAGCUACAUGACAGUCUAAAGGGGCAGAGACUGGUGUUUUGCCUUCUUGAGCUACUGUCCAAGCACCUGGAGGAAAAGCAGCUUUCAGAGGCCAAAAGUUCUUCCUACAACGCUUGGGCUGCAGGCACUGACGGGCCCUUCGUGGAGAGGGUGACGGCUGUAUGGAAGAACAUCUUCAGCCUGGACACCCCAGAGCAGUAUCAGGCAGCACUACAGCAGCUGCAGAGUAUCAAGUACCCGUCUGCUACAAAUAACACUCCCUCCAAACAGCUUCUGCUUCACAUUUGCCAUGACCUGACCUUGGCAGUGCUGAGCCAGCAAGUGGCCUCCUGGGACGCAGCUGUGGAAGCCCUGCUUCGGGCUGUGGUCCGGAGCUACGAUUCAGGAAACUUCACCAUCAUGCAGGAAGUACACUCAGCCUUUCUUCCUGAGGGCUGUGACCAUCUAAGAGACAAACUGGGAGAACCUCAGUCCCCCACCAUACCAGCUUUCAAAAGCUUGGAGGCCUUUUUUAUUUAUGGACAUCUGUAUGAAUUUUGGUGGUCUCUCUCCAGGCCUUGCCCCAAAUCCAGUGUUUGGGUAAGGGCUACUCACAGAAGGACAACCUCUGUUGAGCAAAGCCAGCAGAUAAACAAUGCCAGCACUGAAGAAACGGACCCCAAAGUUUCUGAGCCAGAGCCAAGCAGGCCUCCAGAAUUAGAUGUGAGACUCACAGAACAAAGCGAGCAAAUGCUGAUCACUUGUAAAGAGCUCUUUUCAGAAAAGCAUGCCAGUCUUCAAAACUCACAGAGAACCGUUGCUGAAGUCCAGGAGACCUUGGCAGAAAUGAUCCGCCAACACCAGAAGAAUCAAGUCUGUAAAUCUACAACAAAUGGUCCUGAUAAGAAUGAAUCUGAACAGGUAGCAGAACAGUCCCUCUCUAGUCCUCCGAGCGAGUGUAAAGAAGAAAAAAAUCAGCCACUUUCUCUGCCUGAAUUAACCAAAAGGCUUACGGAGGCAAAUGAGAAAAUAGCUAAAUUUCCUGAGAGUGUUAAGACUUGGCCCUUCCCAGAUGUGCUGGAGUGCUGCCUUAUCCUGCUUCACAUUGGGUCCCAGUGUCCUGGCAGCGUGACCCAGGACAUGCAGCAACAGGCCCAAGAGCUCCUUCAGAAAUAUGGCAACACUAAAGUCUACAAAAGAUACUGCCAGACCUUCUGCACGUGAAUUUUCAAAGAUCUAUAAGAAAACUGUGCCAAAUACAAAACGUAUGACAGACACCCUUCACCUCUGCAGUUACACCGUGCCAGACAUUCACUCUGAUCCCUAGAUGUUUUUGCAGUGAUCCAAAUAAUACAAAUGAGGCUCGAGUUUGAACUGACUCUAUUCUACCCUUAGACAUAGUGGAAUCGGACUUUGGACUCAACUGUGGUUUCCUACUGGAGGAAGGAUCAUGAAAAUCCAGCAGUAGGUAUUCAGAACUAACACCUGCAGUGUAAUUGUUGGUCAUCUCUAAAGCCUUAUGCAGGUUUCACCCAAAGAGGAGAAACUUUUUAAUUACCCAAAGUGUUAUGUUCUUAAACACAAGCUACCUUUAUAAAUACUUUGCCUGAUGCUAAACAUGUCAUUCUUGUUGGAGACAGAAUUGUUCCAUUUUAUGACUUGGUAUCAUUUUUCUUACUGUUUUUGUUAACUUGGGUUCUGCCCUUGUAUUCUUUCAAAGACUUCACUUAGAAUGUGAAAUAGGCCUUUACCCAUCAUGUUGACUCUACCAUCCAUCUGAACUUAAGGUCAAAAAUUUGGUUUUAUUGUUUCAUGUAAUUGCUUAUUUGAACAAAUCAUUUACUAAAACAUCAGAAGAACAAAUAACUAAAACCCAGAUGUGUCUUAUCCCUUCAGUUUUAUAAAACGUAAUGGUGAUCAAAAGAGCUCAGGAAGAAAUUACUGUUUCAGUGGCUCUUAAUCUUUUUUGGAUCACAGGACCCUUUGAGAAUUAAAACCACAGAUGGUCUUUGAAGAAAAAUGAAUAAUUUUGCAUAUGUAACUUUUGGAUCAGUGGACUCCAACUUCAGCAUAAUGGGAUCCUACAUACUAUUUAAUUAUAAAACCUGUUCAUUCCCCUCCGCCUCCCCAUUACUGAGCAUACUUUUGAGGUCCUUUCUUCACUCUGGUUAAACAGUUGAACAAUGUCAGGAACAGAUGUUUCUGUAAUAUCCCAGUUGCUGGGGUGUAAAAAUCAGAUAGUCUAGGGUAGGGUUGGGAAGGAGCACUCUUUCCCAAUAAUAUAACCAUUUUCUUUGGGAUUCAUUGUGAAAACUUGUCUGCUUGAGUGUCCAGUUUAUUUUUCAAUUAUUUCCUAGGUUGGGGUUGUUGUGGGCAGCAAGAAUAAAAUUCAUUAACAGGAACUCUAGGAAGGAAAAAGUUUAGGAGACCAUUGUUUAAAGAUCUGACUAACCAGGGGUUUUGUUUGUUUUAAUUAGACCUAGCUUUAGAAUUUAAAAAUGCUAAACCCAAAAAAAGCAAAUAUUGUAGAAUUUAGAUCCUCAUGAUUCUUUACACAGUUACUUGAACCUGAGGAAGAAGAUGCAUUGUUACUGGGGAUGGAAAAUCCUCUUGGUUGCAAAGAUUAUACAUAGGCAAGGCUAUGUGGAGAACUAGAUACCAGUUCUACAGUCUUUGCUGAAAUGAACAAAUGCUUCACUUGCAGAGACAGAAAAAUAUUUAUUCCCUUCCACUUAAUUAAAGAACAGUAUUAUUAAACUAGAAA